This is a messenger RNA of Neoarthrinium moseri, 1077 nucleotides long. RefSeq lists its product as uncharacterized. Lineage: Eukaryota; Fungi; Ascomycota; Sordariomycetes; Amphisphaeriales; Apiosporaceae. The record is from RefSeq and is a predicted model, not a curated record. The coding region runs from base 1 to 1077 and encodes 358 amino acids. The transcript has a single exon.
AUGACGAACGUUUUUGCUAGUGGUAUCAAGUCAAACGCUGCUUUGCAACCCAUGAGGCCCACCUUCAAUGAGAUCACUCCUCGGGACAUCGAUCUUCUCAGUCGCUACUUCUCAACCAAAACCAUCUUCGACGUGAAACUAGGCUGCUAUGAUGAAGCCAGGCAAGUGCUCCAAGCUAGCUUGACUGAUCCGCCUAUACGGCACGCAGUCAUGUCGCUCAGAGCUCUUCGGGAAGAUUUCGAGACAUCCGGCGCCGGUCCGGCGCCAAACGCGCAGCGGAGCGCGACCUUUAAUUAUGGUCUGCAGCAAUACUGUAUGGCAUUGGGGGGUAUUGCGUCCAACUUGUCAUCACUGGGCUCCAACGGGCUAAAGACGACAUUGCUCUGCUGUCAGAUCUUCAUCAGUAUUGAGCAAGUGCGAGGCAAUUUUGCUGUCAUGGCCCAGCACGUUGUUCGAGGGCUCAGGAUCAUGCGCGAGUAUCGAGCAAGACCGUAUUAUGUGGCUGCACAGAAAUUGGUGCCAGCACACCGUGACCAUCUGCCGUUGCUGGAUGUUUUCAUUAUUAAAAUGUUUGCUGCACCGUGUAAGUUCACGGAACCUCCAGCAACAGUCGACUUGAGCAGGAUGACCUCGUCUGGGGGCUUGGCCUCGCCUUAUCCACAGCCUGUUGAAUCUCGCCAUCUUCGCAAGAUCAACCCCAACUUACGGGCAGAGCUCAUAAGGAUCGCUGCAUCGACACUUGAAUUCCUCGGCAAAGUGUCGUGUAUCAAAUCUAUCGGAAACGCACUUCGAUUAUUAUCCGAGAAAGCAGCUCUGCUUGACUCCCUAGAGUCGUGGCUCAUUGGCCUUGAGAACUUUCAGAGUGGACUCAAGUUUCCUGGCCUCGAGACUGUCUCAGUUUCUUUCAUGCGUCUAUUCCAUUUAAUACUUAGAAUCGUUCUCUUGGGUGCACUGGACUCCUCACCAGAUCUUGAUACCAAGCUGCAAACGGAGAAUGACAGGCUGCAAGGCUUAGCUAACAACGUGGGAGAAAGACUCAAGGCUUAUAGUACGUGCAGUGAGAUUGGCAGGGAGUGA